Molecule: messenger RNA, 1035 nt
Organism: Kwoniella mangroviensis CBS 8507
Lineage: Eukaryota; Fungi; Basidiomycota; Tremellomycetes; Tremellales; Cryptococcaceae
Exons: 9
Coding region: 1-1035 (344 amino acids)
Molecular function (GO): ubiquitin protein ligase activity; zinc ion binding
Source: RefSeq, a predicted model, not a curated record
AUGUCCUCCACGAUGCCGCCUCCACCGCCAAGACGAUCGGCUCGUCUCUCGAUCAAGUCCGAACCCACCGAGGAUGAACACCAUAAAGCGGAAGAAGAAUCAAAGCCUCCUCCAGCAAAGAAAGCUAAGGGCCGACCUCCCAAAUCAGCUGCAUCAAUUUCGACCAAAAGGAAAGCAGUCAAGAUCGAACAAGACGCUACCGAUGCUGCUACAUCGAAUCAAGUGGAUGUCAAACCCACCCAAGAAGAUCUCUCAGCUCCUGUACCCAAGAAAGAAGGUGGGAAGAGAAAAGGUUCUUUCUCGAGCACCACCGUCAAAACUGAGCCUGCCAAUCCGGAAGCGGAAGAGGGUCCUAGUCAACCUGUUGUCGAAGCUGGACCCAGCCAGUUCAAAGUGAAAGCGGAGAAAACCAAAUCACCUGCCAAAGCUAAAGAGAAGAAAGUGAAGACGGAGAAAGUUGUUGAUCCUAAGAAGGCUAGGAUGGCAAGAUUGAGAGAAAAAUGUCCCAAGAAUAUUGUUGAUCGAUAUAAAAGAGCUAUAUCACAAAGAAUGUUCAUGAUCGAACGCGAAAGAGUUGGCGAGGGUAAUUUCCAAUACGAGCAAUUCAAAGUGCUCGGAUCCACUGGCAACGUCUAUACAGUUAACAUUGGUACUAUACCUCGAUGUGACUGCCCGGAUAAUCUCAAGGGUAAUAAGCCCUGUAAACAUAUUAUCUUCGUUUUUAUCAAAGUGCUGAAAGUACCGGACGACUCGUCAAUUUGGUUCCAAAUGUCAUUAACCCCUGAAGAAGUAGACCAUGUCUUCAAUACGUCGCCUCCGACACCUAACGGAUCAGUCACGGUCAAUGUUAAGGUGCAUAAAGCGUAUCUUCACGCUACAGGAAGAGGAGGCGAGGAUGAAGAAGUGGUUACGGCGAUUGACAAAGAGAUCAAGGAUGGUUCGGAUGGAAAGAAGAUGGAUGCUGUUGGCGAAGACUGUCCAGUAUGUUACGAGGAGAUGACGCAAGAGGAUGUCGACGGGAAGAAAUUGAUGUAA